Messenger RNA from Penicillium antarcticum, 1221 nucleotides. Its product is annotated as TDT family transporter. Bases 1 to 1221 code for a protein of 406 amino acids. The record is from RefSeq and is a predicted model, not a curated record. Gene Ontology annotation, cellular component: plasma membrane. The transcript has 5 exons. Gene Ontology annotation, biological process: sulfite transmembrane transport; transmembrane transport. Lineage: Eukaryota; Fungi; Ascomycota; Eurotiomycetes; Eurotiales; Aspergillaceae. Gene Ontology annotation, molecular function: sulfite transmembrane transporter activity.
AUGGCACCUCAGGUGUCUGCUUGUCAAGCAUCCAACGCCACCGAGUUACCAUGCAAGAACGCAGGAUUGCAACCCUCAAAAUAUGAUCACGGUUGGAGGAAAGUCGUGCGCAACUUUACACCGUCAUGGUUCUCUGUAACUAUGGGUACGGGGAUCGUGUCUCUCCUACUGCACAGCUUGCCCUACAAUGGGAACUGGCUAUAUUGGGCUUCUGUUGUGAUAUUUGCCUUGAAUGUGCUUUUUUUUAUUACUGCAUCUAUCAUCUCCACCCUGCGAUACACAUUGUAUCCAGAGGUAUUCAAGGCUAUGAUCCAGCAUCCGGUACAGUCCAUGUUCAUAGGUACAUUCCCUAUGGGCCUUGCUACAAUCGUCAACAUGUUCUGUCUAGUCUGCGUCCCCGUGUGGGAUAAAUGGGCUGCAUACUUCGCAUGGGGACUGUGGGUUUUCGAUGCGGUGGUUUCAGUGCUGACUGCUCUUUCUCUGCCGUUUAUACUAAUGGCUAAUGGUGGAGAGAUGCAUUUAUCCUCCAUGACUGCUGUCUGGCUUCUCCCUAUUGUCACCUGUACUGUCGCCGCCGCGUCGGGUGCCAUUGUGGCUGAGAUACUUCCCAAUCCUCAACAUGCCCUGUGGACAGUGAUCGCCAGUUAUGUUCUGUGGGGUAUAGGACUCCCCCUUGCAUUGAUGGUCUUGGUGAUUUACCUCCAGCGUCUCGUGCUCCACAAACUGCCGCCCAAGACUGUCAUCGUUAGCGUUUUUCUGCCACUGGGCCCAUUAGGAACAGGUGGAUAUGGAGUGAUGAAACUGGGACAAUGUGCUCAGGAAAUCUUUCCCAAGACUCAUACCCUCCAGGCAGAAUCUGGUCCCACGUUAUACACUCUGGGUUUCUUGGUUGCACUGCUGUUGUGGUCAUUUGGAUUGGUUUGGCUCUUCUUCGCCAUUGCCUCGAUCGCCCACAACAAGAAAUUCCCCUUCAAUAUUGGAUGGUGGGGUUUCACAUUCCCGUUGGGCGUAUUUGCUCUUAGUACCUGCCAGAUGGGCAGUGAACUUCCAUCCAAAUUCUUUAAUAUUCUUGGCACGAUCCUCUCCCUCUUUGUGGUAGUUUUGUGGGUCAUAGUUAGUCUCGGGACUUUGAAGGGGAUUGUUUCAGGCAAGCUCUUCUUCGCACCUUGUUUGGCAGAUCUGGGGAUUGAAGAAGACAAAGAUGUAGGAAAAGCAGCGUGA